AUGGUUUUAAUAUAGAAAGGAUAAACAAAGUUAAAUAUUGCAAAACAGAGUGUAAUAUUUUUGAAUGAUUUUAAUAUAGAAAGUUUAAACUAACUUUACUAUUUCAAAAUAGGAGGUAGUAUUCUUGAACAGCUUUUGACAGGAAAAAAAAUGAACAAAUUUUAAUAUUUUAAAAUAGAUACUUGUAAUAAAUAUUUUGAAUCAUUUUAGAUAGAUAGAAAGAAUGAACUAACUUUAAUAUUUAAAAAAAGAUUGAAGUAAUAUUUUAGAAUAGUUUAAAGUAGAAAAAAACAAUGGAUUAACUUUAAUAUUUCAAAAAAGCUUAGCGUAAUCAAUACUUUUGAAUUGUUUAAGAUAAAAAAAAUGAGCCCACUAUUAUAUUUCAAAUUAGAAAAAUGUAUAUUUUUGAAUAGUUAAAAAUAGAAAAAAACCAAGAACUAACUUUAUUAUUCAAAUAGGAUGUAAUAUUUUUGA
Tetrahymena thermophila SB210 is the source of this 474-nucleotide messenger RNA. RefSeq lists its product as hypothetical. The transcript has 5 exons. The record is from RefSeq and is a predicted model, not a curated record. NCBI's taxonomy places the organism in Eukaryota, Ciliophora, Oligohymenophorea, Hymenostomatida, Tetrahymenidae.